GAAGCUCGCUCGUACUCCCAUGGAGUUCUUUGACGAAGAAAGCAGACCCAGAUUCCUCCUUCAAUCCCGAUCAAUCCCCAAACCUACAGAAAACCAAUUGCCCCUCGAUGAUCUCCACAAACCUACUCUCUUUGUUUCUCUUUCGCUAUCUGCACUGCUCUUAACUCUCGCCCUCUUCUACUUUCAGUCCGAUCCUCUCCAAUCUAUCUUCAUCUGGUUCUCAUUAUCUCUCCUCGUCGGCCCCUUCGCCCCUCCCUCCCUCACCGCCGGCGACAUCCGGGUCGGUCUUGGUCCGGCUCUCCAACCACAAUCUCCUCGACAAAACCAAGAAUCCGACCCACCAAAAAGGUCCAGAUUCAAGCCAAAAAAACCCGAUCAAGAUCACCAAGAGCCAAGUUUCAAUCCGAUUCCCUCUGUCGUCGUAAAGGAAACCCCAAAGCCAGGUAACAAGACCGAUAACGAUAGUAUCGUGGUGGAAGACAAGGAUUGGACUGAAGGAGAUCUGGAAUUGUUGAAGAAGCAAAUAGCGAAGCAUCCCGUAGGGAUGCCAGGGCGUUGGGACGCGGUGGCGGAGGCGUUUUCAGGGAGGCAUAAGGUUGAAAAUGUGGUGAAGAUGGCUAAAUCUAUGGGAGAAAGGAAAAUGGGCGAUUCAGAUUCAUUUUCACGGUUUCUGAAAGAUAGGAAGGCAGUGGACAAGAGGGUCGAUGAGGUUAUAGAGAAUGAGAGGGAGAUGGCGAGCGGUGGUGGAAGUUGGAGCUCUGCAGAAGAUAUUGCUCUGCUCAAUGCUUUAAAAGCUUUCCCUAAAGAUGUGGCAAUGAGGUGGGAGAAGAUCACUGCUGCUGUGCCUGGAAGAUCAAAGGGGGCUUGCAUGAAGAGGGUUGCUGAUCUUAAAAAAGAUUUUCGAAGUUCGAAAACUUCUUCUGAGGCUUAAUCAUUCAUGGGUUCUUUAAUCAAUAGGUAAUUAUUGUAUCAAUCGACCAUUACCAUUUGAUUCUAUGCAUUUUUGGUUCUCAUAUUUGAAUGUAUUUGAUUUCUUUACUAAUAACAUUACAUGUGGGUUUGAAUGAUAUGAUCCAUAAUUACAUUUGGAUUUGAGUUU
Molecule: messenger RNA, 1099 nt
Organism: Cynara cardunculus var. scolymus (artichoke)
Lineage: Eukaryota; Viridiplantae; Streptophyta; Magnoliopsida; Asterales; Asteraceae
Product: transcription factor MAMYB
Exons: 1
Coding region: 20-931 (303 amino acids)
Biological process (GO): regulation of translational fidelity; 'de novo' cotranslational protein folding
Cellular component (GO): cytosol
Molecular function (GO): Hsp70 protein binding; ribosome binding
Source: RefSeq, a predicted model, not a curated record